This is a messenger RNA of Macrobrachium nipponense, 1831 nucleotides long. RefSeq names its product novel acetylcholine receptor chaperone-like. The transcript is spliced from 4 exons. Lineage: Eukaryota; Metazoa; Arthropoda; Malacostraca; Decapoda; Palaemonidae. The record is from RefSeq and is a predicted model, not a curated record. Gene Ontology annotation, cellular component: endoplasmic reticulum. Gene Ontology annotation, biological process: chaperone-mediated protein complex assembly; positive regulation of protein localization to cell surface. The coding region runs from base 45 to 575 and encodes 176 amino acids.
CAAACACCACUCGCUCUGCUCCGGCCAGUCAGCCUGCUUUAGCCAUGGCGUCCAUAGUGUUAAAGUCGCUAUCGGUGUUACUGGGGAUUUUCUUUAUAUUUGUAGGCACGACGAAAUUAACCCCAAAAAUUAGUAAAGAACUGCAUAAGGAUCUGAGAAAAGAAUUCGCACGUUACAGUAAAGUGUUUCCGCUAUCUCAGACGCUAGAAUUUAAAAUUCCCUCGAAAUGGUACCGACGGACCGUUGGAGGAUUAGAGGUCCUAUGUGGGUUCUGCCUUACUUUCAUCCCAUCUAAAAGAAUAAAGCAAGCGGCAAAUCUGGUGCUAGUGAUUAUGAUGUUGUUUGCCACCUACAACCACUGGAUGGUUGGAGACAAGUUCGAAAGAUUAGCGCCCUCUUUGGUUUUCUUCUUCAUGUUGACCUGUAGAAUGAUCGUCGAGUACCAGAUUCGAAGGAAAGAGAAACAGGACAAAGUUAAAGCCUCUGCAACUGCGGAUUCCGCCGUUAAAGAAACUACCGAUUCCGCAGCGACGGCAACUCCGGUUCCGCACACCAAGUCCAAGAAGUCGGACUGAGUCAGCAAAUGGGAUUUUAAAUUGUUAAAACGGUGGUAUUAUUAUUAUUAUUAUUAUUAUUAUUAUUAUUAUUAUUAUUAUUAUUAUUAUUAUUAUUAUUAUUAUUAUUAUGAGACAUGCAAACAUUUCCUCCUUCACAUUACCAAGCUGACAAAAACUUUGCCCAAUGAGUCACGAAACACACUUGUUUUUAAGGGUUAAAGUUGCCACUUUUCGUGGUCAGUUUGGAGAGAAUUUUGGUUUAUCUUACUAGUACUUAUAUACUCAUAAAAGACAGCCUAACGUUAUGCUAUGGCCACCUAAAUCAGGUUCUUUUAAGUUGCUAAAGUCACCCCGGAAUUGACAAACUGGUUAACCAUUUUUCUUGCCCAGAUUACUGUUUUCCUAUUAUUCCACAAUACAAAAUGUGCUCAAGAGGUAGGAAUUAGAAUAUUAGACAUAUACUUUUACAAAUUUCGACGAAAUUUCCUCUGCAGAAACUGUAAAUGUAAAUGAAAACCUAGCAUAAGACCUUAGGAAAUGAGUUAGUAUGGUAGGCCUAUGUACAUACAGCCUGCCUUCAGUGACAAGAAAUACCCUAUGAUCCAGAGGUGAGGAUCUCUUUUCACAAAACAAUUUUAAGUAUCCAGUGACCAUUUUCUUUAGAUAAUACCUCGUAUAAUUUAUAUUUCCUAUCGUUUCCUUAUUAGGAAUAUGCAAAUCAACACCCACCCCCUAUGAUAUGCACCACAUUUUAUUGCCAAAGUAGUUUCUUCCGAGAGUUAGAGUUUUUAUUCUGAUUCGUGUCCCCAAGUAAAGAAAAGGUUGCCUUUGAACCCUGUUUAGAACGUGAAAACACCAAAAUUGCUCCCAAAAAGUUCUUAUCUACUGUUAGGGUUCCAGAUUAUUUCUGUUUGAGUUUUCAAAGAGGAAACAACAACAGAAUUAGGGGUUAUAGGCCUAUGUCAGAUUUCAAAAAAUGAAUGUGCAAACUUGAGAUACAAGCCAUUUGAAAUCUGAGACUUUCUACCCGAAGUAUAAAGCUCGGUGAGCAUUCAUGCUUAAUGAACAAAUUUUUAAUGUAUCAUUAGUUCUAUUCAUUAUUAUAUUUUUUUCUUUAUAAAAGCAUGAUCACAGUAAGCCACUGUGGGUCUAAAGGUUUUCCCAAUUCAUAGUACUACUUCUCAUUCAGUAUUGCCAACAAUUCUUUCAGCAACGCCAACAACAGACUGGAACAAUUUCGGUGAUUCAACGUUCUCUAAAAAAAAAAAACUAAA